Morus notabilis is the source of this 2606-nucleotide messenger RNA. RefSeq names its product DNA ligase 1. The record is from RefSeq and is a predicted model, not a curated record. The transcript is spliced from 12 exons. Bases 274 to 2208 code for a protein of 644 amino acids. Lineage: Eukaryota; Viridiplantae; Streptophyta; Magnoliopsida; Rosales; Moraceae. Gene Ontology annotation, cellular component: MICOS complex. Gene Ontology annotation, biological process: cristae formation.
UGAAGCUAAAAAAAUAGUAAAAUUAAAAUACUCUCUCUCUCUCCCCUGUUACAGGCAAUUCCCUCAGUCGCGGUGGGUUUCGGUGACGCCAUGGUUCCGUUCUCUCACUACUGAUCAUCAUCAUCGUCUCCUUGAUUUACGCAUUCCUGAUCCUCUUAAAAACCCAUUUUCUCAGUCUGCAUUUGACUGUUAUUCAGUGCCCAGUCGAAACGAAACUCCUUUGCGUUUCUUCUCUCAGUCAUUUUCUCGAACAGCUCUCCUGUGCAGAGCACCAUGUUGCUGAGGUCAAUCUUGGAGCUCUCGUCCCGUCGUGCUGUUAGAAGAAUCCCUAGGCAGAUUACAUCUCAGACACCAAUAUUUCUCAGAAGGGAAUUAUCAACUACACCCCAGAAAAGCGCAACCCCUCAACCUAAUGCUGCAGGCAAGCCUGCAGAAUCCGCUGGCUCUGGAUCGAAACUCAUCUUUGGAAGUGCCGUUGUUGGUGCCACCAUUUUGGCUGCAUAUCAAACGGGAUAUCUGGACCGAGUUCUUGGUGGUAAGGAUCAGCAUGGUUCUCCAAAGGCAGUUGAAGGACCAACUGAGAGCAGAGAUGUGAAAGAUAUUGAGCAGCUUGAGAGCCACGCGGUUUUGCCCGAUAGUAAGGAAGCUAAGGAAGUGGCUUCUGCUCCUGCUGAGAAAAUUGAAACUCCUCCGGAUCAGCCCCAUGUUGUAGACUCAAGUGAAAAACAAGAUGAGAUUCAGUCUCAAGCACAAGAUAAGUCUGAUGCGAAACCAGAUGAAAGUGUCAUUCCUAUCAAAGGGAAAGAUCUGCUGGAUGAUUCUCAAAGAAGAACAACAUCUGCUGAUCAAAGUUCAGUUUCUGGUGUAUCAUCUGAAGGGGGUGUAGAUGUAAACAGUGCCGAGGAAAACACUGACAAGGGAUCAAAUGAGGAAGUCCAAACUUCACCAAUAUCUACCCAGAUCAAUGAAGCUGAGGAAGUAUGUGAGGUGAAAGUUGCGUCACCUGUGCACAUUACCAUAGAGGAAAAGGAGGAGGAUUCGUUAAGUAAAGAUGUAGAACAACCUAGUUCUCUCCUUGAAGCGUAUCAUUUAAGGGAUAAGGCUUAUGGAAGCAGUGAAACAUCUUUGUAUAGACAUAGUGACGAUGACCACUUUGCUACGGAAAAAGAGGCCUUAAGUAAUGCUCUUGAAGAGUUGGGUGAUAGUUACAUAACCAAAGAUGGAAAAUUAGUUCUCGACUUUUUACAAGCCAUUCAUACAGCUGAACAAAGGCAAGCUGAAAUAGAUGCCCGUUUGUAUGCGGAAGAAAAGAGAGCAUUGAAGGAUAAGCAUGAAAAAGAGUUGAAGGAUGCUGCAGUGAGAGAACUGAUGCUUGCAGAAGAGGCAGCAAUGCUAGACAAGGAAUUAAAGAGAGAAAGAGCAAAAGCAGCUGCUGCACUCAAGUCACUUCAAGAAAAACUUGAAGAGAAAUAUAAGACAGAGCUGGAGCAGAAGCAACGUGAGGCUGAAUCCAAGUUGGAAAAGGUGGAAGAAUUAGGGAAAGCGGAACUGGCCGCAAAAAUUGUUAGUGAGAAGGCAGCCCAACUUGAAAGAAUAGCAGAAGCAAAUCUUAAUAUAAAUGCCUUGUGUAUGGCCUUCUAUGCACGGUCUGAAGAGGCUCGUCGAAGUCACUCUGCUCACAAGCUUGCUUUGGGAGCACUUGCACUAGAAGAUGCACUUUCAAAAGGGUUGCCAAUUCAAACGGAGAUGGAGGCUUUGCACAAUUAUCUUGAAGGCAUUGAUAAGGAUUCAAUAUUAGACUUGGUGUUAUCUUCCCUUCCUGAUGAAACAAGAAACAGGGGCACAGACACUUUGUUGCAACUUAACCAGAAGUUCGAUGCCUUAAAAGGGACUCUGCGGCACUUCAGUUUAAUCCCUCCAGGUGGCGGCGGCAUUUUAGCACAUUCUGUCGCACAUUUAGCAUCCUGGUUGAAGGUUAAGGAAGCUGACCAAUCCGGCGAUGGAAUUGAAUCUCUGAUCAACAAAGUUGAGUCCUAUUUGGCUGAAGGGAAAAUAGCUGAAGCAGCAAAUGUUCUUGAAGAAGGUGUCCAAGGCACCCAAGCCUCGGAAAUAGUUCGCGACUGGGUGAGGCAUGCCAGGAAUAGAGCCAUUACAGAGCAAGCUCUAGCACUGCUUCAGUCCUAUGCAACUUCCAUCAGCCUUGCAUAAAUCUUCAAGUUUUGAUCAAUCGUUAUGGGCCCUACAUGUUUUGGUCUUACCCUUUUGAUAUUCCGAUUGACUUGGAAGUCAACCAAACACAGUUUUUUUAGCAAGACUGAUCAUCAAUACAAAGAAAUAGAAAUCACCUAGUUCAACAAAUAAUUGACAGGAACAUGGAGAUGACCCUUUUUUUUUCCCUGCGAUCUGAAUUCAAUUCUUGGCGAGCUUUGUAAGAAAAUGUAAUCUUUUUCUUCUGGUCCAAUUCAAAAUGGCCUUAUUGAAUAAAAUUUUGUCUCUUGUUUCUUGUUAAGUAAAUUCUGAGUCGAUCGUUCAUUUAGGGCAAUAUUUUCAUCUUCAAGUCUUAUGAAAAAAGUAAAUGGAUAUGAAGAGCACUGUCCCAUGGCCCC